Gasterosteus aculeatus aculeatus (three-spined stickleback) is the source of this 3254-nucleotide messenger RNA. Its product is annotated as peptidase M20 domain-containing protein 2. Gene Ontology annotation, molecular function: dipeptidase activity. The record is from RefSeq and is a predicted model, not a curated record. NCBI's taxonomy places the organism in Eukaryota, Metazoa, Chordata, Actinopteri, Perciformes, Gasterosteidae.
AACUGCUUUAGCGACCAAUCUCCAAGCGCACUGUAAAAUACCGGAAGUGAGGACUCGACCGUUCCAAAGACGAGGCUGAGGCGGUCUUUGAUCAUAGUCUUUUUACUUUAUACAAUUUGAACAACGCGGCAUUCACGAGGAGUGACUUUAAACACCUGCCGCACAACAACAGACGCAUCCGGAUAAAAGUCGCCAGUGAACCGGGGUCGCUUUGGGUUAAAAAAAAAACAGCAGGCCACAUGGAGGCGCCGCAGCGGAUGAAAGCCGCCGCGCAGCGCUGCGUCGACGCGCGCAGACACGAGCUGCACGCUUUGAGUCGGGACAUCUGGAGUCGUCCCGAACUCGGCGGAAACGAGACGCACGCCCACGACACGCUGGUCCGCUUCUUCUCUCGAGACGAGGCGUGGACGGUGCACGCUCACCACGUGCUGCCGACCGCGUUCCGGGCCAGCUGGGGCCCGGCGGGGGGCGGAGCCGGAGCCGGAGAGCCGCCGCUCAACGUGGCGUUCCUGUGCGAGUACGACGCGCUUCCGGGUAUCGGACACGCGUGCGGUCACAACCUGAUUGCGGAGGUGGGAGCGGCCGCCGCGCUCGGGCUGAAAGCCGCGUUAGAGACGCGGACUGAUCUGCACCGCCCAGUGAAGAUAACAGUUCUGGGAACUCCUGCAGAAGAAGUUAACGGCGGAAAGAUCGACCUGAUCUUGGCCGGGGCCUUUGCUGACUUUGACCUCGUCUUCAUGGCUCACCCGGCUCAGCAGGAUGCAUCCUUCCUGCCCUGCAUCACAGUCGACGAGGUGCUGGUGAAGUACCACGGGAAGGCCGCUCAUGCCUCUGCGUACCCUUGGGAGGGAGUGAAUGCCCUGGAUGCUGCUGUGCUGGCCUACAACAAUCUCUCUGCACUCAGACAGCAGCUCAGGCCAGAGUGGAGGCUCCAUGGCAUCAUCAAACACGGGGGGGAGCAGCCCAACAUCGUCCCUGCCUUCACCCAGCUGGAGUUCUAUCUGCGCACGCCGCAGGUUGAGGAUCUUCGUGUCCUGAAGGCCAAAGCGGAGGCUUGCUUCAGGGCCGCUGCUGUUGCCACCGGAUGCCGAGUGGAGAUAACCUACCCUGGCCAUUGCUAUUAUAAUAUUCUGCCUAAUGCAACGCUGGCCAAGCUGUAUGAAAAUAAUGGAACGGCUUUGGGGAUCCAGUUUCAAGAGCAGUCAGCCAACUUCUCUGGUUCUACAGACUUUGGAAACGUGUCGUUCGUCGUCCCCGGUCUCCACCCUUUCUUCUACAUCUGCACGGAAGCGCUUAACCACACCGAGGAAUACACCGAAGCAGCGGGAGCUGAAAAGGCCCAGUUGUUCACCCUGAGGACAGCCAAAGCGUUGGCAAUGACAGCUGUGGAUGUCGUGUGCUGCCCUGAUCUGCUGAGGCAAGUGAGGGAGGACUUCCGCCUGGCCAAACUGAAACAGGAGAAACCACUAAAAGACGGCGACGCGGCUUUGACAGCUCCAUAAAAACAAGCAUUUCAUAACUGACGAUUUGGUCAUUGGGCUUCAACUUGAGAGCACAUUUGAAUAGUUUGGAUGGUUGGACGGUUAAGGUUGUAAAACUUCAACCCAUUGUGGUGUAUAAUCUCUUUAGUAUUUCAAAUACCUCCGUCAUCAUGUUGCAGAGGUUCACUCUCUACAACCCGUUAUAAACGUGGUGCUGGAACUAGAAAGCCGUAACAUCAAGUGAUUAAUCCUGACAUUUAAAAUAGUACAAUUACAUGAAACUAAUAAGUGUAAGCAAGUUAGCUUCUAGGUAGAAUUGUUUAUAUUUUUCACAUAAAUAAUAUUCCAACAGCUGGAUUUAAUCACAUUAAAUUAUGUACAACCGGUAAUGGUGAUGAUGAAACAUCACCACCCCGAGACAGUUUUACUCAAAGAGUUUCAUUUAAAGUUUACUCUUUAUAAACAAUUGUAAAUGUAUAUGAAAACCUUUGUGAUUACAAAAAUAAAACUUGAUUUAUAGAAUAUCUUCUCCAACAGUUGUGCUUGCUUAGAACGUUCAGUGUCCAUGUGCCAGCUUGCUAUAUUUGCCCAUGACUGUGCAUUUUUUUUUAGCUGUGGUCGUCCCUGAAACGGUUCCUACCCAGCUGAAGACAGAGCGCUACCUUGCACUCAUCGCACAUCCAGGGUGUGUUUUUGUGGCAGACAGUGCAUUGUUUCCUCCCCUGGCCUGCCUUCUCUCUUUUCUCAGGUCUCUUUUGUUGGUGGGGACAGGGAAGUGGCCUGAAGUUGGGGGCUUAGGUGGGCCAGCCUGUGGCACGCCGAGCAGCGUCGCACACAGCUUCUCCUGAAAACGCCUGGCGUGUCGUGGGCUUCAGCUGCCGCAUCACGCCGAGCUCCUUGUGCACAAUGAAGCUGUUUUUCUGUGCACCGCGUUUGUUCUCAGCCUCUGAUCAGAAGCGUGCACUCACAGCUGUGGGUCUGGGGACGGGUAAUGUCUCAUUAUCGGUCUCCUCCGCGUACACAGGAAGGACAGUUGUGCACAUGGAGACCUCCCGUGCGUCUUUCCAUUUUACAAAGAGCAGGUCCUCAUCCCCGAGCCAUCUGAUGGAGCCUCUCUUGCAUCCAGGGCUUUCUCCUGCGUUGUUGGGACACCGGUCGUGCACCGCCUGUAAGAUUCCACAAGCCCCGAACCCCUGCUGGCUCAGAUGACGGAACAGAGGGGGGCAAGUGUAAAAAUGGUCAAAGUAGACAAUGUCGCCCCCCAGAUAGUCCUCGUUCACCAGCUGCUCCACCAUGUCAGAUGCAAGUCCCUUCCCCGGAGCGCCGUGGUUCUUCCCUGUGUAUAAUAUGAGGUCAACUGUGCACCCAUUCAUAUCAGCCAGCGCAAAACAUUUUAUCCCCCACUUUGUCACGUUAUAUUUUGAUCAUCCUAACCAUCCUCUCAUGGGCCGAGAUGUGCUGCUUCGGAUGGUAGAUGCUUUUGCAGCAGUUUCUGAUGAUAUCCAGGAGAGGUCAGACUUUCUGCAGGCAGUCAUGGUCCUCUGUCCCCCUUUUUCUGGUAUCAAAACUCUCUGAAACAAUACUAACAGGUCACUCUUUCAACAAUAAAUAACCCAGAAAAAAAUAAUACAGGUCUGCCGUAAGUGGGCCACACAGCACACGUCUAAUUCACCGGCGUUAUCGUCCUUUUACCGACUCUUCCGACGUUCAUAAUAUCAGUAUUCAAACUUGAGUUCAACACUUUUAAAUAAAGCUGAAAUUGUACGUACAUCA